AUGGCGGAAGAGCAAGCAGAGGUGUCGAAUAAUGCGUCGGCGGCGCUGGGUCACUCGGUGAUACCGAUUGCGAACAAGCUACAGGAUAUCUUCGCUCAGCUCGGGAGCCAGUCCACGAUCGAGUUGCCGCAGGUGGCCGUAGUUGGCAGCCAGAGCAGUGGGAAAUCUAGUGUUCUGGAGGCGCUCGUAGGGCGCGAUUUCUUGCCUCGGGGAAAUGAUAUCUGCACGCGCCGCCCUCUCGUGCUGCAACUCGUGCAGAGGAAGAAGAAGGCUGACGGAACUGACGAGGAGUGGGGGGAGUUCUUGCACUUACCGGGGAAGAGGUUCUUUGAUUUCAAUGAAAUCAGGAAAGAGAUUCAGGCUGAAACAGAGAGAGAAGCAGGUGGAAACAAAGGCGUUACAGACAAGCAGAUUCGUCUGAAGAUUUUUUCACCAAAUGUUCUUGAUAUUACUCUUGUGGACAUGCCGGGGUUAACUAAAGUUCCUGAGGGUGAUCAGCCAUCAGACAUAGAAGCACCAAAUUCUGAUUUAGCCAACUCAGAUGCUCUCCAGAUGGCUGGAAUGGCUGAUCCUGAUGGUUAUCGAACAAUUGGUGUAAUUACUAAGCUGGAUAUUAUGGACAGAGGAACCGAUGCCCGCAACUUUUUGCUUGGAAAAGUGAUUCCUCUUCGACUUGGAUACGUAGGUGUUGUGAAUCGUAGUCAGGAGGAUAUACUGUUGAAUCGGAGCAUCAAGGAUGCACUUAUAGCUGAGGAGAAGUUCUUUCGUAGUCGUCCAGUUUAUAGUGAUCUUGCUGAUCGUUGUGGGGUUCCUCAGUUGGCCAAAAAAUUAAACCAGAUACUGGUACAACACAUCAAAACGAUUCUUCCAGGGUUGAAGUCACGCAUCAGUGCGGCAUUAGUUUCUGUUGCAAAGGAGCACGCUAGCUAUGGAGAGAUCACUGAGUCAAAGGCCGGUCAAGGAGCGCUGCUACUGAAUAUUCUUUCCAAGUAUUCUGAAGCAUUCUCUUCAAUGGUAGAAGGAAAAAACGAAGAACUGUCAACGUCCGAGCUGUCCGGUGGAGCAAGAAUUCAUUACAUUUUCCAAAAUAUAUUUGUGAAGAGCUUGGAGGAGGUAGACCCGUGCGAGGACCUAACAGAUGAUGAUAUCCGCACUGCCAUUCAAAAUGCAACUGGACCCAAAUCUGCAUUGUUUGUGCCGGAAGUUCCAUUUGAAGUUCUAAUUAGAAGACAAAUAGCUCGGUUGUUGGAUCCUAGUCUUCAAUGUGCUAGGUUCAUUUAUGACGAGCUAAUAAAGAUGAGCCAUCAAUGUAUGGUCAAUGAUAUGCAACGGUUUCCGGUCCUAAGAAAGCGCAUGGAUGAGGUUAUAGGUAAUUUCUUACGAGAAGGUCUUGAGCCUUCAGAGACAAUGAUAGGACACAUUAUUGAGAUGGAGAUGGAUUACAUAAACACUUCUCAUCCAAAUUUUAUUGGUGGGAGUAAAGCUGUAGAAAUGGCACUACAACAGAUCAAGUCCACCAGGCUUGCUGCAGUGAUUCCCAGGCAGAAAGAUACAGGAGAUUCAGACAAAGCACCAAAUUCUGAGAGAAGUCUAAAAUCUCGUGCUAUUCUUGCCAGGCCUGUGAAUGGAAUAGUUCCAGAGCAGGCUUUGCAUGACAAACAGGGUGUUCGACCUGCUGCAGAUGUCGAGAAAACUGCACUGCCUGUAAACAGCACUAGUUCGCCCUGGGGAAUAUCAUCAAUUUUUGGCAGCUAUGAUAAUCGCUCAUCUGUUAAAGAGAAUUCGACUAGCAAGCCAUUUAGUGAACCUGUUCAGAGCGUGGAGCAUAGCAUUUCGGUCAUUCACCUGAGAGAGCCCCCUGCUGUCUUGAGGCCUUCAGAAACUCAUUCAGACGAUGCUAUUGAGAUUGCUAUUACGAAGCGGAAUAAUGCCAGUAUAAUACUGUAA
This is a messenger RNA of Fraxinus pennsylvanica, 1947 nucleotides long. The record is from the annotation of a GenBank genome assembly. NCBI's taxonomy places the organism in Eukaryota, Viridiplantae, Streptophyta, Magnoliopsida, Lamiales, Oleaceae.